Molecule: messenger RNA, 7392 nt
Organism: Echinococcus granulosus
Lineage: Eukaryota; Metazoa; Platyhelminthes; Cestoda; Cyclophyllidea; Taeniidae
Product: Septin-10
Exons: 29
Coding region: 1-7392 (2463 amino acids)
Biological process (GO): cytoskeleton-dependent cytokinesis
Cellular component (GO): cell division site; septin complex; microtubule cytoskeleton
Molecular function (GO): GTPase activity; calcium ion binding; molecular adaptor activity
Source: RefSeq, a predicted model, not a curated record
AUGACUGUGGAUGCUCUAAAGAAGAAGAAUCCCGACUGUAGAACACUCACGCUGAAUGGGCAUGUGGGUUUCGUCAGUCUACCUGACCAGAUUGUCGACAAGUCUAUUAGCGAAGGCUUCGUAUUUAAUAUUCUAUGUGUUGGUAAGUUAGUGCAGAAUUUGCUGAUAGCAAUAGGCGAGACUGGAUUGGGAAAGUCUACUCUCAUCGAAACCCUUUUUAAUCAGAAGUUUGAUUUUACGCCCUCCUCCCAUGAUUCAACAGACGUCAAGUUGAAGUCGAAGACAUACGACCUAAAAGAAGGAAAUGUAAGGCUGAAGCUGACUGUCAGUGAAACCUGUGGUUUUGGUGAUCAAAUCAAUAAGGAGAACAGUGCUGACAGCGUUGUGGAGUUUUUGGAUCAGCAGUACGAGAGUUACUUGCAGGAGGAGCUGAAAAUCAAGCGUUCAAUGCACACUUAUCAUGAUACACGAGUUCACGUUUGUCUGUACUUCAUUGCUCCAACUGGACACAGCCUAAAGUCAGUGGAUCUAGUGGCAAUGAAGAAGUUGCAGGAGAAGGUGAAUAUAAUCCCGAUCAUCGCCAAGUCGGACACCAUCACAAAGGCAGAGCUGUCGAAGUUUAAGGCGAAGGUGAUGUCGGAGGUGAAGGCAAAUGGCAUUCGUCUGUAUCAAUUUCCAACCGAUGAUGAGAUGGUGAGCGAACUGAACGAGAGCACAAAUAAGAUGCUGCCUUUUGCAGUGGUAGGCAGUACCGAGGAGGCCAAGGUGAAUGGACGUACCCUUCGUGUACGUCAGUACCCCUGGGGCUGUGUGCAAGUAGAGAACGAGGCGCAUUGCGAUUUUGUGCGUUUACGUGAGAUGUUAUUGCGGGUAAACAUGGAAGACUUGCGUGAGCGAACGCACACGGUGCACUACGAGACGUAUCGAAAGCGACGUCUCUCGGAGAUGGGAUUUAGGGAUGAUGAGAAGAUAUCUCUGCAGGAGACGUACGAGAAGCGCCGCGAGACGCAGCAGAAGGAGUUGAAGCAGAAGGAGGAGGAGAUGCGUCAAAUGUUUGUCCAGCGUGUGAAAGAGAAGGAACAAGUUCUCAAGGAGACUGAACGCGAGCUGCAAGCGAAGUUUGAGGCGAUAAAGAAGCAACAUGCAGAGGAGAGAAAGAAGUUGGAAGAGAAACGGCGCAUUCUUUCCGAGGAGAUGGCCGCUUUUGAGCGACGCAAACAGCUAGCGGAGCAGGCGAAACAGGACGUCCUCCUUUCUAAUGUUUCAUGUGAACCUCACUAUCCUCAGGGUUUAAUUCUGGAUGAUGUUGACGUACCUUUGGGCAGCAAUGAAUUUGACAAGGAAAGCGAAGAAGGCGAUUUUAGAUUGGGCGAGAGGAAUUUACUUGAAGUGAAGAAAAAAAUCCCACCAAAAUCGACUCAAAAACAACCUGCAAAUGCCGCACCGUCUACUCCCAAACCAAAGUUUCCUACGAAAUCAACACCUAAGCCCAGAAAACCGGAAGUGAGGAAGCCGCAGAAAUUAAAUCCAGUUCAUCUGAAACGGUCUCCAGUGCCUGUGGCGCACAAGCAAGUGAAAGUUAAUCCACUGGUGGACAAAAAUAGUAGCAGGAAAUGGGUGCCUACUUACGAGGAUCACGACUGCGAUGGGAUUCCUGACGACCAAGAUGAUGAUGUUGAUAAUGACGGACUGCUGGAUCGAACGCAAGACUCUGAUUGGGAUGGUCUUCUCAACCAUAUUGACGAUGAUGAUGACAACGAUGGAAUUCCUGACAAGGAAGAUGAAGAUGCCAACGGCGAUGGAAUCCCCGACUGCCGUCUCGACACCACGGAUCACAAGUUGAAGUUGCGCUACGGAAACAAAAAGAAGGUCCUAGACACCGACAUGGAUGGUAUUCCAGACGACGUAGAUCUGGAUGACGACAACAACGGAAUCCCCGAUAUGCUGGAGGACAGAAAUGGCGAUCAGAUUCCCGAUUUCCUCGAACCCGUCAUCGACGAAUAUUUGAAAUGUGAACACGGAAAGACGUGCAUAAGAACUUUAGACGAUGUGGUGCGAUUGAACAAGAUGAUGGCUGCUGUUGGUUGGAGUGAUCGUGACUGCGAUGGGAUUCCCGAUCACCUAGAUCCAGACGAUGACAACGAUGGAUAUUUCGACAAGAAACAGGACAGUGACCGUGAUGGCAUCCUCAAUGAAUACGACGACGAUGAUGACAAUGAUGGAAUUCCCGAUAUUGAAGAUUUGGAUGCAAACGGGGACGGUAUUCCAGACUGCGUUAUUCAGGAUUCUGAUGGGGAUGGAAUUCCUGAUCACAUUGAUACCGACGAUGACAACGAUGGUAUCCCAGAUCUCAAAGAUCCAAAUCACAAAUUCUUCAACUUCUUCCGUGACAGUGACAAUGACGGAAUUCCGGAUAUUCUCGACCGUGACGAUGACAAUGAUGGAAUCCCCGAUCAUCUUGACAGUGAUGGAGUUAGGGGCCUUGGGAUUGACUCCGAUGGCGACGGAUUCCCAGAUGCUAUUGAUGAUGAUAUGAACGACGAUGGCAUUCCUGACCACCUACAGGAUCACGACUGCGAUGGUAUUCCAGAUAUCAUUGAUCCUGACGAUGAUAAUGAUGGGUACUUUGACAAUAAACAGGAUAGUGAUAAUGACGGAAUCCUCAACGAAUGGGAUGAUGACGAUGACAAUGAUGGCAUCCCUGACUCUGAAGACGAGGACUCGAACGGUGAUGGCAUACCCGACUGUCAACCUAGAGAUUCUGACGGUGAUGGAAUUCCAGACCAUUUGGAUGAUGAUGACGACAAUGAUGGCAUCCCUGACCACCUGGAUCCCGACCACAUGGCCUUCCUGAUGUAUAAACCCAAAAAUCUCGAGGCUAUGACGGCUCAACAAGCACAACACGAAGCAAACACGAUGGCAGCUGAUUUGGGUGAUCCAGGUGACAAGGAUUGCGAUGGAAUUCCGGAUGAAGAAGACGAUGAUAUGGACAACGAUGGCAAGAUCGAUCGAACGCAGGACUCUGAUUGGGAUGGUCUCCUUAAUCAUAUCGACGACGAUGAUGACAAUGAUGGUAUUCCAGACUAUUUGGAUCCAGAUGCAAAUGGUGAUGGAAUUCCUGAUUGUAAUCGCAAUAAGUCAGUGCGCUACCAUGUGGUUCGAAGCUUCGGUGGAGCCAUCAAAAAGGUGAUCAAGGUGCGUCAACUGACAGAAGAGGAGGAUGCAUUGACUCGAUUGAAGGAAGCGGUAGAUCAUCGGCUUCACCGCAUUCGUGCACUCAUGGACCCAAGUGAAUUGCAACCCACUCCGACCCAAUUUGUGAAGAGUACGCGUGCACCAAUCAUCACUCAUCCGAUGGGAAAGAAGAUGAUGACUAUGCCAGCAACAGCGAAAGUGAAGAAAGCCGUGCCUCCAAAGAAGAUGAAAACUGAAGCAACUUUUGUACAGAAGAGUCCCAUGGGUAAAGGAAAAAUACCCACAGGACAGGUAGGGAAGAGGAAACUGGCAGGACUUUAUUUGAGGGGAUAUGAUGAUAACGAGAGCCUCUUCCAUGAGGGGGAUAUGGAUGUGGAACCACAAGUUGAGGAGGAUGAAGAAGCUAUCAACGGCGAAUUCGAAGAUGAUUUUGAAGAGGAAGCGGGAGACGACGAAGCGUAUUCCCUGUCAGUUGAUAACGAUGCCCUCGUGUUUGGCAAUGCUGAGGAUUCUGAGCAAUUCCCUUCUAUGCGUGAUUUUGGCGCAUUUGCUGGUGAAGGUGACAUUGGAGAAGAUGGAGAAGACGAUGACGGAGAUGGUAUUCCAAAUUACCUGGACAAGGAUCACAAACUUUACAAGGCAGAAGCUGCAAAGAGACCAGCUGCGUGCACUAAGAAGGAUGGAUCAUGUAAACAGGCUAAUAUACCUAAAUUUAAGCCUUCUUUGAAGGACUCAGACAAAGAUGGCAUUCCUGACUAUCUGGAAGACGAGGAUGGAGAUGGAAUUCCGAACUAUCUUGACGAGGAUACUCCCUCAUUUUCUCAGCGCUACAAAUUCUACAUGAAGUUAAUUAAAAUGUUGGACGCUGAUGGGGACAAGAUUCCCGAUGUGUUGGAAGUUGAUUCAGACUCUGACGGUGCACCCGAUUUCCUAACUGACGACGACAAUGAUGGAAUGCUGGACUACUAUGAAGAUGACGAUGGUGAUGGGGUGCCGAAUAUGCUAGAUCGUGAUAGUAGGUUCUUUAUCUUGAAGGCAAAAAAGCUUCCAAAGCAUGUUGAUCAUGAUGGAGACGGAGUUCCGGAUCACCUUCAAGGUGAUAAAGAUGGUGAUGGAAUUCCUGACUACCUGGAAGAUGAUGAUGGAGAUGGAAUUCCAGAUUUUCUCGAAGACGAUGAUAAUGAUGGAAUUCCUAACUUCCUGGAAGAUUCAGACGGUGAUGGAAUUCCAAACUACCUCGAUGAUGAGCCUCCUGUUUCGAAAAAGGUGAAGGCGAAACCACAGCCUCCAAAAACGACAAAAAAGGGUAAGAGUGGAAAAUCACGUCAUGGGAAACACCUCGCCGUUGCUGAUUCCGAUAAUGAUGGGAUUUCCGAUCUAAUGGAAGAUGAUGACGAUGACGGUAUUCCAAACUUCCUCGACGAUUCGGAUGGAGAUGGCAUUCCAAACUACAUGGAUAAAGACAGUCGGUACUACAUGAAAACAAAGGUCAAGGCGCUUGCACUAAUAGAUAAGGAUAAGGAUGGUAUUCCUGAUUCUUGUGAUGGUGACAGUGAUAAUGAUGGGAUCCCUGACUACCUAGAAGAUGCUGAUGGGGACGGUAUUCCAGACUGCAUUGAUUUGGAAGUCGCUCAUCAUCAGUUGCCCAAACAAACGCAAAAGUUGUCUCGUUUUGUCGAUAGUGAUGGUGACGGCAUUAUGGAUCAUCUGGAAGACGAGAACAACGAUGGAAUUCCUGAUGCUCUUGAAGGCGAUGCCAACGGUGAUGGGGUCGCGGAUUACUUGGAAGAUGCAGAUGGAGAUGGAAUCCCUGAUUAUCUUGAAGAUGCUGAUGGAGACGGGAUCCCCGACUAUCUGGAUGAAGAUCCAAGUAUCUUCACAUUGACUCACUUCAAACAGGCAAGACUUUCAUCAAAAAUAGAUAAGGAUGGAGAUGGAAUUCCUGACGCUUUAAAAGAUGACUCAGAUGGCGAUGGUAUUCCAGACUACUUGGAGGAUUCUGACGGUGAUGGGAUUCCCGACUAUCUAGAAGACCAAGACGGCGAUGGCAUUCCGAAUUAUCUCGAUGUUGAUGCCAGCAUUGAUACCGAUCUUCCAGUCGUCACUCCUUCCGAUGAUAAUGACGAUGACAUCGACUUCAAUGAUGAUGUAUUUCAGCAGGAUACUAAUAACAACGGAAUCCCGGAUUAUCUGGAAGACUGGGAUGGUGAUGGUAUCCCAAACUACCUCGAAGAUGCAGACAACGAUGGUAUUCCCGACUACAUGGAUAAAAAAGACAAUCGAAAGAAAAAUAAACCAUCAUGGAAGCUUGUGAAAGCAAGGCGAAUGAAGGAUGAAGAUGGUGAUGGGAUUCCGGACGAUCUGGAAGGUGACACUGAUGAAGAUGGAGUUCCUGAUUAUAUGGAAGACCAAGAUGGAGAUGGGAUUCCUGACUACCUAGACGAUGAUGUAGAUGGUGACGGAGUUAAUGAUGAUGAAGAUGAUGAUGAUGGAAAUGGAAUCCCCGAUUAUUUGGAAGGCGAUAGUGACGGGGACGGUAUUCCAGAUUAUAUGGAAGAUGAGGAUGGUGAUGGGAUUCCUGAUUACUUGGAUGAAGACUCUGAUGGUGACGGGAUUCCAGAUCAUUUGGAAGGUGACAACGAUGGUGAUGGCGUUCCUGACUAUCUCGAAGACUCAGAUGGCGAUGGUAUUCCAGACUAUCUGGAUGAAGAUGACGAUAACGAUGGAAUACCGGAUCAGCUUGACGCUGAUGUGGAUGGGAAUGGGAUCCCUGACUAUCUAGAAAAGGAUUCUGAUGGGGACGGAAUUCCUGACUACAAAGAAGACGAAGAUGGUGAUGGUAUUCCUGAUUACCUUGAUGAUGAUGCUGAUGGAAACGGAGUCCCAGAUCAUCUAGAGGGUGACUCUGACGGUGAUGGGAUUCCCGAUUAUAUGGAAGAUUCCGAUGGUGACGGGAUCCCCAAUUAUCUGGAUAACGACGACGAUUAUGACAGCAUCCCAGACACUAAUGACGAUGAUGAUGACGGAGAUGGAGUUCCAGAUGAUCAGGAGGACAGUGAUGGCGAUGGGAUCCCUGAUUAUCUCGAUGAUGAUGACGACAAUGAUGGGGUCCCAGAUGCCGUUGACAUCGAUGACAAUGGCAAUGGUAUUCCAGAUUACCUAGAAGGCGAUUCGGAUGGAGAUGGAAUUCCCGACUAUAAAGAAGAUACUGAUGGUGACGGAAUUCCUGAUUAUCUAGACGAUGAUGACGAUAACGAUGGGAUCCCCGAUUAUCUCGACGAUGACGAUGAUGGCGAUGGUAUUCCCGAUGAUCUCGAAGGUGAUUCUGACGGUGACGGCAUUCCAGACUAUCAAGAAGAUGAAGAUAGUGAUGGAAUCCCCGACUACCUCGACGAAGACUCUCCAGCUUUUCGUGGCAAGAAGGGAUCUCCACCAGUAGCCUCUGCAAAAAUACCCAAGGGGCCGACAGUUGGACAUGGAAAGGACGAUGAUGAUGACAACGAUGGCACACCGGAUAUACACGAAGACAAAGAUGGGAAUCAAAUGUUAGAUUAUUUGGAAGCAAAGGACACUGAUGGGGAUGGGAUUCCUGACUACCUUGGCGACAAUGAUGAUGACAAUGAUGGAAUUCCUGAUAGUGAAGAUGAUGACGAUGAUAACGAUGGAAUUCCAGAUGAUGAGGAAGAUGAGAACAUGAAUUCUGUGCCUGACACAAUGGAAAUGAAGGAUUCCGACGGCGAUGGCAUCAUCGACUUACUAGACACCGAUGAUGACAACGACGGAGUUCCUGACUAUCUCGACAGUGACGAUGAUGAGGAUGGCAUUCCAGAUGACAAGGAGGAUUCUGACGGUGAUGGAAUUCCUGACAAACAGGAGAAGACUCGACCUCCCAGAAGAAUUCCACCGCCACCAACCAAGAUUAUUGGGAAACCAAUGACUGCAAAACCGCCUACAAUUGCAAAGCCGUCCAAAACAAUCGUCGAUCCGAAAAAAGCACCGACGAAGAAGCGACCGGUAUUCGACAGUGACAUUGAUGACGACGAAGUGAAAUCUGUUUUUGGGAAAGCACCGAAACCGAAGAAAAAGACGCCUGCGUACUCCGACGAAAAUGAGGAGUCUUCGAAACCCUCGGUUCUACGUCAGGUUGUGCAAAGUGUGCUUCGGCGCAUGGAAGCCAUAUUCGGUGUGGACGAGUAG